This is a messenger RNA of Nerophis lumbriciformis (worm pipefish), 2539 nucleotides long. Lineage: Eukaryota; Metazoa; Chordata; Actinopteri; Syngnathiformes; Syngnathidae. The record is from RefSeq and is a predicted model, not a curated record.
GAGACGGUGCAGCAGCAGCAACAGCAGUCAGCCCGCCUGGGUGGAGUAAAAUGUUGACAUGAAGAGCCGCAAAUUAGCCCGACUGAACGGCUAUCACUUGCGGGGGCGGCCGUGCGUGAAAAGACCCACAAAAAAGGAGAGCGCCUAAAGUAGCCGCGGCGUGUCAAAGCCUUUGAAGUGACAAAAAAAGCUAACUGCUAACAUGAGCGAUGUUAGCGAAGAGUCGCUGCUGGAUUACUUUUACUCCACGGCGGGAAGCUCAGGCCGAGUCCGAAAUGCUGACAUAUUGAAGACUUUUAAGCCCUUUAUCGGACACAGUGACGCCCAGCUGCGCGCCAAAUACAGAGAAGAAUUCAAGCUCAUCAUUGACCGCAUUGCUGUGGUCAAGUCAGAAAAUGGUGAGAAGUUCCUUUUCCUCAAGAAGAAAUACAGACAGCUGCUGCAAGCGCGGAGCACCAAAGACACGCUCGACGUGCAAGACGAGGACAGCCAAGGACGCUCCAGCCCCGCCACAGCGCCGGCGAGCGAGCAGCACCGUGAACCUGAACCGUUGACGCACACGGAGCCAGACAACGCCGCGGAGUGGGAGUCGGAGCAAGACGACGAGUCAACAGGAAGUAUUGGCUCAGCUCCAGUCGCUUUGGACCCAAUAGAAAAAGAGUGGAUCUACUUUGCGGCUGGCGCUCGAGUUCUUGACCUCAGUCAGCUGCUACGACAAGACCCUUCACUCGCCAACAAGAAGGACUUCACAUCUACCGCUCUGCACUGGGCCGCCAAACACGGCAGCGAGGACAUGGCCACUCUGGUCGUCAACGCCGGCGCUGAUGUCAACACCAAAUCACACUUGUCUCCCAGAACAGUGCGUCUUAUGUCCCAGCAUGCACCGCUCUGUAAUUUUGUGCGAAUUACCAGGCAAUUAUGUUUUUACCCUUGUUUGGGGUUUCCACAAGCUUUUUCUAAUUUGUAUUUUCUUUCCUCGCUGUUUGCCUUGGCUGCCCGGGGGCCUGGGAAACUCCAGGGGGGUUACACGCCUUUGCACAUCGCCGCGCUGCACGGCCAUCGGAAGAUUCUCGACCUGCUGGUGGGGACUUACGGAGCCAAGGAGAACUUGAGGGACUACAGUGGCCAUCUUGCCUUCCAUUACCUCCACCCUAAGGAAGUGAAGGAGUGUCCAGAGGAGGACUGCGAGCUGCCGGCGGAGUUUCAAGUGUCGCAGGCCAGAGAGCGCAACAGGAACAGGAAGCUGGCGUCGCUGUUCCACUCCAAGAAGAAGUGGGGCUCGGCCGAGGAGCUGGCGGCCAUCGAGGAGGAGAGGGCGGCGCCGCAACAGCUCGCCCUUCCCGCCUUCAGACCCAGGAAGUUCUCUCGCUGAAGACGGGGCGCUCACCGAGAUCCGCAAGUUCACUUCCGCUUUUACAAUUUGGCUCGCCGACGCCGCCAACACAAAACGUAUCCUCAAUAUGUGACCGUAUCAGUAUUUACGCCAGGAUCAUUUACAGGUUUAAAGGUGAUAUUGUGGUUUUGUUUACGCGUCAACUGCCUUUUUAAAAAAAAAUACAAAAGUAGCUUUAAGCGACCAAAGCUAUAUAACUACCUACAAAAACAAAACAAUGAAUGCUUUAUUAGUGUAGUUUGAAGUAACUGCAGAACCACUACUUGCUUAGCAGGGACUCAUUGAAAUGUUAUUAUUUCAAACCUUUUUAUUUGCUCUUUUUUGUUUGUAUGCGCUUUGGACGCCAGCAAAGUUUACUUGCUUAAGUGAGCUGUUUUAGUCCGAGUAUGUUUUCUUGCUGCAAAAAACCACUAGUGACUAGGGAUGAUGUUUGUUAAGAAAUGAUCCAUUUUGAUGCCAUUAUCGAAUCCUCUUAUCGAACCGAUUCCUUAUCGAUUCUCUUAUGGAAUCCAUAUACCGUAUUUUUCGGACUAUAAGUCGCAGUUUUUUCCAUAGUUUGGCCGGCGGUGCGACUUAUACUCAGGAGCGACUUAUGUGUGAAAUUAUAAACACACAAUAUAAACAGCGUACCUGCCCAAUCACGUUAUAACUGUAGAAUGAUGGAGGGCGAGUUCUUGGUUUCUUAUGUGGGUUUAUUGUUAGGCAGUUUCAUUAACGUCCUCCCAGCGCGGCAACAACACACAACAACAGCAGUCACGUUUUUGUCUACCGUAAAGCAGUUCGUCUGCCGUAGACAGCAAUGUUGUGACACUCUUAAACAGGACAAUACUGCCAUCUAGUGCAUUUGAUGAAAGCACCUUUGUGCGUGCCACACAGCAAUGCAUCAUCAGAGAGGGUGUUCAGCAUGGUUAGAAAAAUAGUGACAGAGAAUAGAACAAGGAUGGACAAUUCAACCCUUAACUCAACAAUGAGUAGAUGAGUGUUUUGUGUGUGUAUAUGUGUAAAUAAAUGAACACUGAAAUUCAAGUAUUUAUUUUAUAUAUCCAUCCAUCCAUCCAUUUUCUACCGCUUAUUCCCUUUUGGGCGGAAGGCGGGGUACACCCUGGACAAGUUGCCACCUCAUCGCAGGGCCAACACAGAUAGACA